Molecule: messenger RNA, 2446 nt
Organism: Gavialis gangeticus (Gharial)
Lineage: Eukaryota; Metazoa; Chordata; Crocodylia; Gavialidae
Gene: NDE1
Product: nudE neurodevelopment protein 1
Exons: 8
Coding region: 51-1091 (346 amino acids)
Biological process (GO): microtubule nucleation; centrosome localization; chromosome segregation
Cellular component (GO): kinetochore; centrosome; kinesin complex
Molecular function (GO): microtubule binding
Source: RefSeq, a predicted model, not a curated record
AGGGGAAGAAAAUGCAACAAGAGCGCUAGACUGCAACUGGGGACUUCACCAUGGAAGACUUGGAAGGGCAUCACUUCAGUUCAGUGGAAGAAGAAACUAGAUACUGGAAAGAACUGGCGAUGAAGUACAAGCAGUGUGCAGAGAAUACACAGGAGGAGCUGCGGGAGUUCCAGGAAGGGAGCCGGGAGUAUGAAGCAGAGCUGGAGACACAGCUGCAGCAAACGGAAUCCAGAAAUCGGGACCUUCUGUCAGAAAAUAAUCGCCUUCGAAUGGAGCUGGAAUCAAUUAAGGAAAAGAUUGAAAUGCAGCAUUCAGAAGGCUAUCAGCAGAUCUCCUCACUAGAAGAAGACCUGGCACAGACAAAAGCCAUUAAAGAUCAACUUCAGAAAUAUAUUCGGGAACUUGAGCAAGCAAAUGAUGACUUGGAAAGAGCAAAAAGAGCCACUAUAAUGUCCCUGGAAGAUUUUGAACAACGUUUAAACCAGGCCAUUGAAAGAAAUGCCUUUCUGGAGAGUGAGCUGGAUGAGAAGGAGAACCUCCUGGAGUCAGUGCAGCGCCUGAAGGAUGAAGCUAGAGACUUACGGCAAGAACUCGCAGUGCAGCAGAAGCAGGAGAAACCCAAAACACCUAUACGAAGUACUCUGGAGGCGGAAAGAACGGACACAGCUGUGCAAGCAACCUUAUCCAUGCCUUCUACCCCUGUAGUCCAUAGGGGACCCAGUGUCAGUCUGAGCACUCCAGGAACUUUCAGAAGAGGUUUUGAAGAUGGUUACAGUGGGGCUCCCCUCACGCCAGCUGCCAGGAUAUCCGCACUUAACAUUGUGGGAGACUUGCUACGGAAAGUAGGGGCCUUGGAGUCCAAGCUUGCAUCGUGUCGGAAUUUUGUGUAUGACCAGUCGCCAAACAGAACCAUCGUGUCGUCGUCCCCAUUCAUGAACAGGAGCAGAGAUGGCUUUGAACGACUGGGCCCUUCCCAUCUCCCCCUGUGUGAUACAGGGUUAGUGAAACGUCUGGAGUUUGGAACAAGGCCUUCAAACAUUGCAGCCCCAAUGGCCCAUUCCCCACAAGGUGUAGUCAAGAUGUUACUCUGAGAAGAUCAUGGAACUAAGACCACAACAUUUUGGUUUUUGGGUUUUUUUUCCCCAAAGGAGAAAACUCUUCCAAGCUGUUUAGUUCCAAACAGGAUAUUAACAUAGAGUUGCAGUAGUAAGUAACUGGAGUAAGGGUAAGUGAGCUGGAAAUGCAACAACCUCCAUCUCAGCCUGCGACAAAGUAGCACUGCCGCACAGCAUGGGACUGUGAAUCCUGUCAGCUGCUGUAUAUUAGCUUCUUGAGGCCUUCUUCUGUGACACUGCUGGUAUAAACUGCCACUGCCUUCUGAAGAGACACUAUUUCCCACCUUCCCCAAAUAAAUAACAAAUGUCAUUGUAUGCAGCACACCUACUGUUCUAGCUUGAAUCACGAUGAUAACUUUCUAGUGCAGGCCACAUACAUCAGUAACCCAAAUUGGGAGGCAGAAUAUUCUUCCAUUAGUUCCAAGGUGAGACUGGAUAAACAACAAUGCAAUUGCAAGUAAGCUUUAUAUGAGACUACGUGGAGAAAUGUAUUGCUGGAAUCUCAUUGACCAUCUGCCUUUGAGGCUGGAGAAAGUGACUUUUCAUUAAGAUUUCCUACUGGUUGAAGGAGGCAGGGAAUGCUCAAUGGCUGCAUUUUUCAAGGCAGCCAGAAUGUGCCAUGGUUCUUUGCACUGAUUUAAUGAACACAUUCAGGUUUCUUGCAAUUUCCACAUGACUGUCUUCCUUGGGUUAUGAUUUCAAUGGUGGAGCUUUUUUUCUUUUUUUUUUUUUUUUGGUUUCUAAACCUCCUGUUAUUGAUGUGCCUUGUGUGUUUAGCGUAAGAAUGCACCCUUUCUAGUUGCUCCUGAUACUAACGUAGAAAUGCCUUUUUAACCUGAGAAAUCCUUAAUGCUGGUCAAAGUAUUAAAAUGAAUUUUUUAAAGUAGGUUUUUAUCCAAUAAAAUAAGAGCUUUUUUUGUUUUAAUGGAUCAAGGUCACUUGUAUCAAUAUUAUGUCAUAGAAAUUUGUAACAAAUAUUUUUUGCACUAUUUUUGCACAAAUUAUGAAUAGAUAAAGGUGUUUUUUAUGUUUGACUCAGCAUUCAGGUACUAUUGUAACAGUGUCUUUCUCAGGCACUGUAUUUCUAUGGUAUAGGAAAUAACCUCAGGUUAAUCCCACUCUUUUUAUAUGUCUGGUUUUAUCAGUGAACAGAAUAAAGCUUAUUCUGAAUGCUGGUCUGUGGACAACAUUACCUGAUCCACUCUGAAUUCACUGCAAGUUGUAUUUACAAUUUAUGUACAAGUAUUGGUCUAACCAGUUUCUCAGCUUGUUUUGCUAUAUAGAGUAUGAAACACAGCCAUACUUAUCAAGUGUAAAGAGUUCAGAAAGUA